This is a messenger RNA of Saimiri boliviensis boliviensis (Bolivian squirrel monkey), 1897 nucleotides long. RefSeq names its product ribonuclease A family member 1, pancreatic (gene RNASE1). NCBI's taxonomy places the organism in Eukaryota, Metazoa, Chordata, Mammalia, Primates, Cebidae. Gene Ontology annotation, biological process: defense response to Gram-positive bacterium. Gene Ontology annotation, molecular function: nucleic acid binding; RNA nuclease activity. The record is from RefSeq and is a predicted model, not a curated record.
UUCCGCCUCUCCCCUCAGCUCCCCGCUUCUUCCUGGGCGGGAGUGAGGGAAUGGAGGCGGGCUGGGGGAGUGAGCGUGUGCGGGUGUGGAGGUGUGCGCGUGUGUGUUGGUGUAGGGAAGCCUGUGCUUCGGGAAAGCUUUCCCGGCCGGCAUGAAGCUCUCUGGGCUCCCGGGUCCGAUUUUCCCACAGCAAAUGUCUGUACUAUGCGGACAUUGAAAUAGAAUAAGGUCUACUCACCACCCGAUGGCGGCUCACAGGCUCUAGGGAGGGGAUCUGAAGCCACUCCACCGAGCCACCCCGCUUCCAUCAUAGAGACAACCCCUAGACUCGCCUGCACCGCGCUGGAAAGAGCCGCCUGGAGGGAGGACGCCGAGCGGAGGCAACUCCUCCGGUGCGGCCCUUUAAGUGCUGGGGCCGAUUUCAGCCGCCGCCACGGUGGUCGGCAGGGGACGCUGAGCCGCCGAGACCCCGCGGGCCGAGACGCACCAGAGCUGCGUCUCCUGGUUCUUAGCCGAGGCGGACUUGAGCUUCCAAAAGCCUCCUUAAGCACCGAGGAAGCAGGAGAAUAAACAGCCUUCAAAUAAUGAGCACCUGCUGUGUGCCGCGAGCUCUCCAUCGCGGAAGUGGCUGGGUGCGCAGGAGGGCAGGGCGGUGAAGGAGGGACGGCGGCCCCACUCGCCGCCUGCCAGCCGCGGGCUCUGCUCAAGUCUAUGCUGCAUCGCUAGGUUAGUUUACAGUUGAAUUUCAGAGCUUCAUUCUUUAAACUUUCUGUUAUCAGAGACCAUUCCUUAGCAGGCGCAGAAAGGGCUACAGUGAGAUGCAACACUUUGCAGUGCUUUGAUAUCCUUUUACAGUCUAUGCAUAGCUACACGCUAUAUUCAUAAGCUCAUUGACAUGUAUAUAGAUUAGUUUUUAUCUCCCAUUUUCCCCCCACAAAUAGUAACAUUCUAUACACAACAUUCUACAACAUUACCUCUUUCCCACUAACAAUGUAUUUUAGACAUAUUUCACACCAGUAACAAGAGUAUACCUCAUUCUAUUUUAACGUCUGCAUAGUGCAGGCAAACCUCAGAGAUAUUGCGGGUUUGGUACGAGACUAUUGCCAUUUUUAUUUUUAAAAACACACUUUUUUUUGUUUCCCAGUGCAUGUAACAGUUAUGCUGAAGGUGGCCAUUGAGACUUGAGAACUCACAGGAAAUAGAGUUUGUACAUCUUGUACAUUGGCAUUUGUGUAGACAAAAACUUCCUUGGCGCAGUGCUUGGAUUAUGGACAGUGUUUUGAGGGUUCCAGUCCUAAGUGUAUGAUACAAAUCAGUCAGCCUUUAUAAGCAGGUAGGGCACAAUGGACUGAGGGUGAAGCUAUGGUCUGGGCCUGGGGUAUCAGUGCAGUGAUGGAAAGGCACAUACAGGGAGGUGACUGGCGGGGUCAGUUUGUCGGACAGGGACUAGCCUUAGGAUGCUGGCUUCCUGGAAAAACAACAGAGGAACUCAGACAUGAUUCACAAGCCUGGGGCCAUGGCCAUCUGGAAAGACCAAGCAGAGACUGGUGUGGUCCAGUGAAGCACCGAGCAUUUGUUCCCAACAAAUUUGGUGGCCCAUAUGAGGACUUCAUUCUUCCCCUGGGAAAAGGGUCUCUGAUCACCUCUCAUAAGGAGAUACAUCCAGCUGCCUCAUUGUGGUGGCCUCAGGAGAAAGGAAUCGGGACUUACCCUGUGAUGAAUAAACCUGGACUCAGCAACAGGGGAGAAAAGGCUUGCAACACCACAGUGACCAGAGCCCGAGAUGCUCCUCCCACCCUUUUCCUCUCGGAAGCCAAACCCCUUUGUAAUCUGUAUAAGGUCCACACUUCAGCAGCUGAGUGACUGCAGAAGCUGACCUUCCAUCACCAAGCUGGAG